Paramecium pentaurelia is the source of this 1101-nucleotide messenger RNA. The record is from the annotation of a GenBank genome assembly. NCBI's taxonomy places the organism in Eukaryota, Ciliophora, Oligohymenophorea, Peniculida, Parameciidae.
AUGACUAAGCAUGUCCCAUUGGCUAUAAUCUAAAACAAAAUAGGUUCUUAACCUUAUCAUGAAGUAAAAAAGUUAAAUCUUUGGGGAAUAGAUUGUGAGGUUACACCUUCACUUUCUAUGUUUCCAAACCUAUAAAUUCUCUAAUUAUCAAGAAAUUAGAUUGGAACAUUGAAACAUAUAAGCGAAUUAAAAUAAUUAAAAGAACUUUAUCUUGAGAAGAAUAAUAUCAAAGAUAUUAAAGAAUUAGAGUAUUUAAAAGAAUUAUAUAACCUACGAGUUUUAAGUUUGAUAGGUUUAAAAUUCAUUAUAUUUAUAUUAGAAAAUCCUGUUGUCGAACAUCCUGAAUAUAAAAAAGUAGCUUUAAAACAUUGUUUAGCAUUACAAGUACUAGAUGAAUUCAAAAUUAUGGAAUAAGAUCGUUAAUUCUUAAAGGAACAAGAAUUAUCUAUUUAAAAUUAAUAAUAGAAUUUGGAUGCUAAUUCAAAUUAGAUGGAUACAAAUGAAAAUGUAGAGUAGAUUGUAGUUCAUAAAAAGAAAGAUAAACAAAUUAAAAAAAUUGAACCUAAAUCUUGUUAAUCAUCUAAUUAAUCAACAAAUGGGUCAAAAAAUAGAUUUGAUACUAAUUCUUAAAAGAUAUCAAAUAUAAAUGAUGAUGGUAAAAUCUACCAAUUUACUUCUGAAACUUCACAAUAUUCAAAGAAAAAGACCUAAAAGCACUCUACAAAAACUAAAACCAAGUUAACAAAAAAAUAAUCUAAACCUUAAACUCAUUAUAUAGAUUUAGAAUAAGAUUCAGAUUGUUCUAUAUCAAAUAAUAUCAAAUCUAAAAAGAAAACUUUGAAAAAGUUAAAAAAGUUAUCUGAUAUAUUUGAUUAAAAUAGUUAGAAUAUAUAAUAAAAUCAAGAUGUUAAAGAAUAAGAUAAGAAUCUUUAAGAAUCAAAGUAGUAAAUUAAGAAAGAGAAAAAUGAAGAAAUUCAAAUAGAUAAUAGAAAUGAAUAACUGAGACAGAAAUUACUAUCUGUUAUAUAAAACUUAAUAUAAUUUAUUGAUAAACCAGCCCUAUAAUGUUUAUAUAAGAUUUUAUGUGAGAAAGAAAAAUGA